Messenger RNA from Wasmannia auropunctata (little fire ant), 2693 nucleotides. RefSeq names its product partitioning defective 6 homolog gamma (gene par-6). The coding region runs from base 125 to 1105 and encodes 326 amino acids. Gene Ontology annotation, biological process: centrosome cycle. Lineage: Eukaryota; Metazoa; Arthropoda; Insecta; Hymenoptera; Formicidae. The record is from RefSeq and is a predicted model, not a curated record. Gene Ontology annotation, molecular function: protein binding. The transcript has 5 exons.
GCGCCGCGCGCACGUCGUUACUCGUUCGCAGUUCGGUAUGCACGUCUUCCCGUCCUCCUCGCGUAGGCUAGUUUGAGUCAGCCGUAAGCAGUGGUACGUCGGUUGGGUGAAAGCAGCUCCGAGGAUGUCCAAGAAGCAGGACAAGGUGGACAGCGGCAUCGUCGCCGUGAAGAGCAAAUUCGACGCCGACAUCAUCAGAUUCUCCAUGAAUCGUAACGAGCCCAUGAGCUACGAGGACUUCGGGAAGCUGCUGGCGCAACGGCACGACCUGGGUGCGGACUUUAACUUUUCGAUCUGGUACACGGACACAGAUGGUGAUCUACUUCCCAUCAAUAAUGAUAACAAUCUGGCGAGGGCUCUAGCGAAUGCCAAGUGCCUGCUCAGAAUUUUUAUACACAGGAAAGGCGACGGGGCGUGGGACAAUGGAUACGGCACAAUAAAGCCUAAAAACUUGAUAUCCAGUAUCUUGGGCGGCACACCAGGAAAGCCGAAGUCCAUAGUUAUCUCAAAUCCACAUGAUUUUCGGCAGGUGUCCGCAAUCAUCGAUGUCGACAUACUGCCAGAAACCUGUCGACGUGUGCGCCUAUUGAAACACGGGUCCGACAAGCCCUUAGGAUUUUAUAUCAAAGAUGGUGAAAGCUUUCGCAUACUGCCGCCGUCCGCUGGUGGGGGGAUUGAGAAAGUUCCAGGUGUGUUCAUCAGUAGAUUGGUGCCGGGUGGCUUGGCAGAGAGCACAGGGCUUCUAGCGGUGAAUGACGAGGUCCUGGAAGUGAAUGGUAUUGAAGUCGCGGGCAAAACUCUCGAUCAGGUGACAGAUAUGAUGAUAGCGAAUUCCUCCAAUCUCAUCAUCACCGUCAAGCCGGCGAAUCAAAGGGCAGCGUUAACGGCACCUCGCCGUGGUUCGUUCUCGCGCAACAGUCAAUUAUCGUCAGGAAGUCGUCAGUCCACGCAGAGCGCCGGUAGUGACGAAGAGGCGGACGAGAUCGUCGAUCUCACAGGCAUGACGAUGCAGGACGACGCCUCGGCGUCGUCCACUCAACACCAUCCUUAUCAUCAUCAUCAUCACCAUCACCAAAAUUACGAUCAGGGUGUAUUGCACCUGUAGGGGGUAGAGCGUUUUAUAUUUACAAGUUAUAGGACGGCAAUGGACGAUCCGUUAUAAAGUAUCAUAGUACAAGCAUAGGAAAAAACGAGAGAAAUAAUCGCGAAAAAAAAAGACAAUUUCUGCACAGUAUUAUAAAUUGUCUGUGACUGAUACUCCUUACGGUGAUGCUCUGCGAAUUUUAGAAUUAGGAAAAUUGCUCGUGUCUAGAUACUUCGCAACUGAUCAUCCGUUACUCUGGGGCAUCGUGUUUUAGGCUACACUGUCACGAAGAAGAUAUCGAUAAUAUAAAUUUUGCUGCCUGACAAAUAACGCUCCAAAAGCAAAAAAGAGUGGCCUUACAUGAUACACCAUUCCAGUUAGUGUAAAAAAAAAAAACGAUAGAAAAAGGACAAGUGUUCCCUUAUAAAUGCAGCCACACGCCUAUUCGUGUAUCUACUACGUCCACACCACCGCAUGUUUAGACUGUUGAAGUUUUCGAAUUUUAAUUUCAUUUUUAUCUAUCAUUGUUAUCUGUUAUCCAAUUGCGGACUAAGGAUCGAAGGGUAAUGCUUUUUAUUAGGACGGUUAAGUGUAUCGACGGAAACGUCAGGUAUAAUCGAUCGUACUUUCACGUGUGUAAAAUAUUGUUCUUUGCGUGCCUUCAUCGAAGUGAAUUGAAUUAAUACGUUAGGAAAUAUCACAUUCCAGUUAUAUUUACAUCAUCGAGGAGGAGUGAGGGGAGUGAACGAGAUACCGUUUCUAAGAUAUCUAUACUGCCUUCGUAGUUACACGAGUCCAUUUUUAUAUACGCUCAAGCCCACUUUUUCUACUUAAUUCGAGAAAAGACAUGUACAUAUAUAAAUAUAUACAAAGAUAUAUAUAUUUAUAAUAUUCUAGAUAUUUUUCUAUUGAGUGUAUCUUUUUCGUAAAUCGCAAAUCUAUCACUUGGACUUCCGCAAUAAGCGCUAUUUUUAACGGGCCAUAUCGUAUCCAUAUUGUACCAUUAUUGCCAAAUUGUUAAUCGCAUUGUAUCACUUGCGCGAUCGUUAAGAUAUAUAUACCUUAUACAUUUCUUUUCAACUUAUUAGGCCGAGUGUCCAUGCGUCAUAGAUCAUGUAUAAUAUCUAAAAAAGAUGUACAAUAUCUAAAUAUCUUUUUAAAAAAGGUAUUUAUGGUAUGCGAGUCCAAGAAAAAAAGAGAGUGAGAAAGAGAGAGAGAGAAAGAGAGAGAAUGUUUGAGCGAGAGGAUGAAUUGAAGGAUUAGUAUUAUUGUAAGAUAAUCACUUUAAGUUUAAUCUGUACGAAUUUUAUCGCUCGAAGCGAAGAAUCAUUUUUGUACUUAACCAAAUAGAGUACGGACUAGUUACGUUUUGCAAGAAGUACUUAUUCGUCUGCGUCUGUACUAAGCGCUUUAUCGAACCGUAGUUGUUACUUUGGAGGGAGUGCUAAAUUAGCGUUUGCGAGAAAUUAGAUAUAUUUUUAACGUGGUACGUCGCAUGUACUCCUUAGUGCGGAUAAGCGGUAAUUAAUGAAUCACGAAGGACGAAAAUACUUAUUAACGCUGUAAUUCUUUUUAACGGCAGCUUAUGAAAUAAAGAUAUUUUAUUGUA